Messenger RNA from Telopea speciosissima, 1496 nucleotides. RefSeq names its product biotin carboxyl carrier protein of acetyl-CoA carboxylase, chloroplastic-like. Gene Ontology annotation, molecular function: acetyl-CoA carboxylase activity. The record is from RefSeq and is a predicted model, not a curated record. Gene Ontology annotation, biological process: fatty acid biosynthetic process. NCBI's taxonomy places the organism in Eukaryota, Viridiplantae, Streptophyta, Magnoliopsida, Proteales, Proteaceae. The transcript is spliced from 7 exons. Gene Ontology annotation, cellular component: acetyl-CoA carboxylase complex. The coding region runs from base 200 to 1036 and encodes 278 amino acids.
UUCAUCGAUUCUCUCUCCCUUCCCACGCCAUUUUCCUGAAUGCGUGAUCUGGAGAUAGAAUCGAUUCAGAGCGAUCUCCUUGAUUUAUUCGCUUCUCUCUAUUUCAUUCCUUAAUCAGUUUCCUGAGGUUUAAAAAAUCGAAGCUUCUAUUUAUCAAGUGCUGUUGUUGAUUUGAUUGCAUUUUCUUGUCGGUUCGUCAAUGGCAUCUUUCUCUGUAUCCUGCCCCAACUCUUCUGCGUUUUCUGUCUGCGGAUCGCAACCACAGAAUCCGAAGCAGUCGAAGGUCUCCUUCCUUCCGGCUUCAACAUUAACUCCACCAUCUUCGUCAUUGCUAGCUGGAUCUUCGGCGCUUCUGAGACUUCAGGGGCCUUUGCGGAGCCGAUCAGCUGUUUGCAAGGUUGCCAUUGAAAAAUCAUCAAAUUCUGCUCCCGUACUUGAGACCAAGUUGGAAGUUCCAUCCUUACAGCCAAAAGAUGAGCCAGGAGAGCCUGCUCCCCAAAACACAGUUCCAGAUGCAUCAUCCAUUUCCGCAUUCAUGGCUCAAGUUUCCGACCUUGUGAAGCUUGUGGAUUCACGAGAUAUUAUGGAGCUUCACCUGAAGCAACAAGAUUGCGAGCUCAUAAUAAGGAAAAAAGAAGCUUUGCCUCAGCCUCCAGCUGCACCACCUGUUUUCAUGAUGCAACCCCCUUCACCUCAAGCUAUGCCAUCUCAACUGCCAGCACCUCAGUCUUCUGCUCCCAGUUCUCCUGCUCCAGCAGCCCCUGCCCUACCUGCUCCUGCGAAGAAGAGCAAGUCGUCUCACCCACCUAUGAAAUGCCCCAUGGCUGGAACCUUCUAUCGGUCUCCUGCACCUGGUGAACCAGUAUUUGUGAAGGUUGGAGAUAAGGUCAAGAAAGGCGAGGUUGUCUGCAUUAUUGAGGCCAUGAAACUGAUGAAUGAGGUUGAAGCUGAUCAAUCAGGAACCAUAGUCGACAUAAUGGUCGAGAAUGGAAAACCAGUUAGUCUGGACAUGCCUCUAUUUGUCAUUGAGCCUUGAAGUAUGUGAAGCAUCGAUGAGUUACAAGUUGGUACUCAAUUAAUAGGUUUUUUAUUCCAGCCUGAAAUUUUUGCCCUUUUCUUUUUCCUGGUUGGUUGGAUAGAAUUUAUAUUUCUCAUACCUGUAUUAAUCAGUUAAUAAAGAUCACAUAUGCUAAAAAAAAGUUAUUUUUCUCAAUCAAACUAGGGAUUAUUUAUUAAAACAUCAUUGUAGAUCUUUCUGAAAUGUAGAACUGUAUCCCAAGAAACAUUUACGGAAGGAGUUUGUGUCUGGAUACUAUAUGUGGUUGGCUAUAUACAAACAGCACUCAGAUUACCACACGGACUGAAAUGGUUUUUAAUUUCUUUGCUCUAUGCCUAUAGCUUCAAGCAUAUGGUCUUCACCAGAAAUGGAUUCAUUUUGCACCACUCACCGAAACACAAAUAAAUCUAUUAUCCUUGUAAAGAGGCAUUUUCAUGCA